Messenger RNA from Amphimedon queenslandica, 2501 nucleotides. RefSeq lists its product as uncharacterized. The transcript has 11 exons. Gene Ontology annotation, molecular function: protein binding. Lineage: Eukaryota; Metazoa; Porifera; Demospongiae; Haplosclerida; Niphatidae. The record is from RefSeq and is a predicted model, not a curated record. Bases 144 to 2222 code for a protein of 692 amino acids.
GCCAGCUUAUUUUAUUGGUGAUACACCACCAAAUUGGAGAUGUGCUGCAAGCCUGACGAAUGAAGUUGAUUGGUUGCAUAAUGACACUGUCAUUAGAAAUGGAACACUGCCAGGAACAAAUUUUUUAAUUUGGACUCCAUUAUAUGAUGUUAAUCAAAUCUGGUGUAUAUACUUGUCGUGUGACUACAAUCAGCAUUGGAAUUAACUGUGGAAAUAAAUCUGUUUCGUUACAUGUGAUUGAUCCUUCAUUAAUAACAGUUCCAUUACACCAGUACACAGUCAUCAAUAGCUCAUACACUCUACAGUGUAACUCAUCAGUAUACACCAUUGACAAUACAACAUGGACUUUAAUUACUUCAAAUGAUCCAACACCUUAUGAUAACUCAACUGAUGAAACCAUAAGUCAUACAAUAGUAUCAGGAACAUUCAGCAGUGCUCAGCUAAUGGAUGAUGGACUAUAUCAGUGCAAUGUAUCACUCUAUGGGAGAAACAGACUGUACAAUACUACACUACAUGUUAUUGUUCCUCCAGUCAUUAUAUCUUCUCCUCCACCCAAGGUCCUAGCCUUUGGUCCUAAUAUAACUAACUACACUGUCACAUUUACUAGUACCUCACCUACUGGUAGGACUAUAGUAACAUGGUACAAAGGGAACAGUCCAGUAUUACAAGAGACUGUUAAUACAACCAGUGGUAUAGGAUCAGCCAGUAUACCUGUAUCAAUGAGGAGUGAUAGUGGAAGCUAUAGAGUUAGGGUGAAGACUGAUUUUGGUGAUCAGCUAGUUUAUGUACCUCAAAGUAUACUAUUGGUCAGUGAGACAUCAUACUCAUUUGAUAUUGAUGUAAUUGUGUUUCCUUCUCAUCCAGUGAUUUCAGCCACUCCCUCAUCAUUCAGCAGUACCAUUCAUUGGGUGCAUACCAAUCAAUCUUUGGAUGAUUUACCUGAGUCUAUAAAGCUGGUCCUCUUACUGGAUGGGAUGCUGAUUCACUCUGUUAACAUAUCAAUCAAUGAUACUUUGUUGAACAGUUUUACUUUCGUUAAUUUGAUUCCAGCUACUCAGUAUAGUGUGAGGCUGAUUGUUGCUAAUAGGGACAGGAUUAGCUCUUCAUCACUUCUGACUAACUUCACUACUUUAUCAUCAGUUCCUUCCAUCAAUUCCUUAUCUGCUGUUCGUGUCAGCUCACUUCUCUUCAACAUAACUCUUCAUUUUAAUUAUUAUGGUGGGCGGAGCAUUAACGACAUUAAACUAGGAUACAAGUCAAUUGAAGGAGCUAAUAAUCAUUAUAUAUUCAUUGAUAAUUUGGACUGGAAACGACAGGGGCUUACCCACACUGCUCUAGUGUCAAUCAAUGACACCAGCAUACUGAGAGAAAGGAUUAUACUGUUUGUACGAGUUACUAAUAGCAACGGGAAAAGUGCUGACUCUAACACUAUACAGGAAUAUAUAAAGCCCCUAGGGCCCCCCAGUCCGGUAUCCUUCCACUCAAUAUCAACUGAUUCAGUUAUACUAGCAGUACAGCUGCCAUUGAUUGGUUCUCCUCCAAUCCUCUCUCUCUCUGUCUCUCUCUCCAGCUUCAGACACAAUCACUCACUCCUCAUUAAUGAUAGGAUUUAUUCAUUAGGGGAGGAGCUUGUGAUAUUUAGCAACGAGAGCAGUAAUGGAGGGGGCCCACUGAUGAGUGGUACCACUUACAAUGUAACAAUAUCAGCAGCUAAUUUAUUAGGGUGGAGUCAACAAUCCUCACUUCCUGUCUCAUUCACUACCAUAAUUGAAGAGUCGAUACCGACAGCUACUGUUGCUGAGUCCUCAGGACUAGAAGUAUCAUUAUUGAUUGGCAUUGGUUUGGUUCCUAUUGUCUGUUGUGCUGCCGUUAUUAUUAUUAUUAUAUCUUGCGCUUGUUGUUCAAUGAAAAAGAAAAAUUGUAAAGAAAUACCAAAAAAUGGUUACGCAGUUACACCAGUUGCUGGGAGUAUACCCUCUAAUCAUAACAAUGACGUUCAGAUACAGAAGUUUUUCUCGACCCCACUAGUUCCCAGACCCCCUACAACGGAACCGGCUGAUACCUCAGCCUAUGACUCAGUUCAUGAUAUUGAUACUGAUUCUGAUACAACGCAGAGUCUGAGCCCUAAAUAUAAAUAUGUUAUAUCUCCUACUCCAUCAGAGAUUGGGAUAAAGGGAUAUGUUAGCUCAGUCCCUGGGAGUGGGACUUACAUUUACGUGUAACCAAAGAUCUUUAUACUGGCACUGAGCUUCUUCAUUCUCACCAACUCUUUGGCAAUUAACCCUCUUAUCACUUUGUUCAGUAACAUGAUGCUUCAGUUAUAUAUUCACAUUUUUAUUUCCUUUUUAUUAUUAUUUUUUACAUUCUUAUUUGGCAUAUUUUUUAUUACUUUAAAAACUUCUUAUGUUAUUGUCAUCACUCUCUCCUUUUAAAGAUUUUUAUGCUAUAAAGUACAUUUUAACCAUUAAUUAUUUACAUCAUUGAUCAAAUUAAUAUAUAUU